This is a messenger RNA of Rhinichthys klamathensis goyatoka, 1555 nucleotides long. RefSeq names its product purinergic receptor P2Y1 (gene p2ry1). The record is from RefSeq and is a predicted model, not a curated record. Gene Ontology annotation, cellular component: plasma membrane. The transcript has a single exon. Gene Ontology annotation, biological process: phospholipase C-activating G protein-coupled receptor signaling pathway; relaxation of muscle; platelet activation. The coding region runs from base 1 to 1047 and encodes 348 amino acids. Gene Ontology annotation, molecular function: G protein-coupled ADP receptor activity; ATP binding; G protein-coupled ATP receptor activity. Lineage: Eukaryota; Metazoa; Chordata; Actinopteri; Cypriniformes; Leuciscidae.
AUGACAGCGGAGUUUAAUAACUUGACGUCGCUCUUGAACAACGUCACCGAGUUUACAAACCAGACGGCAAGAUGCCCGCUAACCAAGACUGGGUUUCAGUUCUACUAUCUUCCCACCGUCUACAUCCUGGUGUUCCUCACGGGGUUCGUCGGGAACAGCGUGGCCAUCUGGAUGUUCGUGUGUCACAUGAGGCCGUGGAGCAGCAUCUCCGUCUACAUGUUCAAUCUGGCACUGGCGGAUUUCUGUUACGUGCUCUCGCUCCCGUUCCUCAUCUUCUACUACUUUAACAAAACCGACUGGAUAUUCGGAGACGUGUUGUGCAGACUGCAGAGGUUCAUAUUCCACGUGAAUCUCUACGGGAGCAUCUUGUUCCUCACGUGCAUCAGCGUUCACAGAUACUCCGGCGUCGUCCAUCCUCUGAAAUCUCUCGGCCGGCUGAAGAAGAAGAACGCCGUUCGCACCGUGGCGCUCGUGUGGGUCGUGGUCGUGGUGGGAAUCGCUCCUAUUCUCUAUUACUCGCGCACCGGGCCGAAGAAGGGGCUCACGACGUGCUACGACACCACGACCGAAGACGAGCUGCCCGGCUACUUCGUCUAUAGCAUGUGCUUGACGGUGUUCGGCUUCUGCAUCCCUUUCAUCAUUAUCUUCAGCUGUUAUGGAGGAAUCGUCAAAGCCCUGAUUUGCAACGACAUGGACAACGCACCGCUAAGGAAGAAGUCCAUUUACCUAGUCAUCAUCGUCCUGACGGUCUUCGCCGUGUCCUAUCUGCCCUUCCACGUCAUGAAGAACCUGAACAUGCGAGCGAGACUGUACUUCCAGAGCCCGGACAUGUGUGGCUUCAACGACCGAGUGUACGCCACCUACCAGGUGACCCGCGGCCUGGCCAGUCUCAACAGUUGCGUGGACCCGGUCCUGUACUUCCUAGCCGGAGACUCCUUCAGACGCCGGCUCUCCAGAGCCACCAAAAAAUCCUCCAAGAAAGGAGAUCUCCAGUCCAAGAGCGAGGAGACGGCGCUCAACAGCCUGUCGGAGAAACGGGAGUCGUGAUCCGCAACUCCUUCCCUCGGACUCAAGGGAAUUAGACUAUUGGAAAUCAUCGUAUACUGUGGUCAGUGUUACUCAUGUAUUGCUUUUAACAUGUCUAAUGUGAUUUUCCAUGGAACUGAAACUGAAUGAGCAAAUCACUAACAAUGUUUUAACAGUAACGACUAAUGUGGGAAAUAUAACAAGCACUGGCGUUUUAGUUGAGGAUGCUUGAACACUCUUAAAAAUAAAGGUUCUCAAUGGGCAUCAAAAGGUUCUUUAUGAUGGGAAAAUGUUUAAAGAAAAAAUGGUUCCUCCAUCGCUGUGUAAAACCUAUAGGGCUCUAUCACACACCCGGUGCAAUGCAGCGCCAGGCGCGACGCUAGUGUGUUCUGUUAGUCUCAGCCCGACGCAGUUUUCAUUUUCUCGUCCUGCGUCACGUUGUUUAAAUAGCAAAUGCAUUUGCACCCAUUUGUGCGGCGGGUCUGAGAACCAGGUGUGUGUUCGGGCGCAUUGUUGGACCGUUGCUAUU